Molecule: messenger RNA, 1587 nt
Organism: Psilocybe cubensis
Lineage: Eukaryota; Fungi; Basidiomycota; Agaricomycetes; Agaricales; Agrocybaceae
Exons: 7
Coding region: 1-1587 (528 amino acids)
Biological process (GO): amino acid transmembrane transport
Cellular component (GO): membrane
Molecular function (GO): L-amino acid transmembrane transporter activity
Source: RefSeq, a predicted model, not a curated record
AUGUCUGCAAGCAUUGAAGACUAUUCUUAUGAGAAGAAGUUGAGCGAGAAGUCGGGGAGCGAGAUCGUCCACACACAAUCCGUGGACGAUAAUAUCACCUUCCACGAUGAUGACAGUAUCCCAGAACGCCGCCAGAUUGGCUUGUUCUCGGCUGUCUUCAUUAUUUUCAAUCGCAUCAUUGGUACUGGAGUGUUCGCUACGCCUAGUUCUAUUCUGACGCUUAGUGGAAGUGUUGGGCUUUCAUUAUUCAUGUGGGUUAUUGGUGCCAUUAUUGCUGCUGCUGGAAUGCAAGUAUACAUCGUGUGGGGAUCGGCUGUUCCUAAAAAUGGAGGCGAGAAGAACUACCUGGAAUACCUGUUCCGCAAACCCAAGUUCCUCAUCACGUCGAUCUUCUCCGCCAAUGCCCUUCUCCUGGCAUGGGCAGCCGGAAACUCGCUCGUCUUCGGAGAAUACAUUCUCCUUGCCGCCAAUGUUGAGCCUACUCGGUGGACACUCCGACUCGUGGGCUUCGCCUGUAUCACCUUCUCCGUUCUUCUACAUGGAACUGCACUGAAGUGGGGUCUGCGACUUCAAAACGUCCUUGGAAUCUUCAAAAUUCUCGUCUUGGUAUUUAUCAUCAUCACGGGUUUCGUCGCUUUGGGUGGCCACAUGAAGAUCGAGAAACCUGACAAUUUCACAAACGCCUUCGAGGGUACCACAGCCAGUGCCAGCUCGUUUUGCUUGAGCUUGUACAAUGUUAUCUGGUCGUACAUUGGAUUUUCCAAUGUGAACUAUGCCCUCGCUGAGGUUAAGAAUCCUAAGCGUGUAGUUCGUAUCGCCGGCCCACUCGCCAUUGGUGUCGUCACUGUUCUUUACCUCCUUGCCAACAUUGCAUAUUUCGCUGGUGCGACCAAGGAAGAAAUUACAAGUUCAGGUCGACUGGUCGCUGCUUUGCUUUUCAAGAAUGUCUAUGGCGAGAAGGCACAGCGUGCCCUUUCAGUGUUCGUUGCUCUCUCAGCUCUUGGCAAUGUUUUGUCUGUUUCUUUCUCUCAAGGUCGCGUCAACCAGGAGCUCGGUCGCGAGGGUAUCCUCCCUUUCAGCAAGGUUUGGGGAUCCAACAAACCAUUCAAUGCCCCUCUCGCCGGUCUCGCUUUGCACUGGGUCAUCUGUCUGAUUGUCAUCUUCGCCCUUCCACCCGGGGACGCCUACAACUUUGUGCUCAACGUCAUCUCAUACCCCCUCUCCGUCAUCAACGCCGCCAUCUCCUUCGGUCUCAUCUACCUCGCCUUCCGUCCUUACCCUGACUGGCCCCUUUCUUCUAUUCCCUCGCUCAUCGCCGCAUUUUUCUUCGGCGCUGUCAAUGUCUUCCUAUUCAUCGUUCCCCUCCUCCGCCCGCCACCCAUCGCCGAACCAUACAAGUCCCUUCCUUACUGGACUCAUGCCGUUGCCGGCUGGGCUGUGUUUGGAAUUGGAGCGCUGUACUAUUUGGUUUGGGCGAAGAUUGUACCUGCCAUUGGUGGCUACAAGCUCAUCCGGGUGGAGCAGACAGGAAAGGACGGAUUGAAGAGACACGUCUUCACCACCAUUCAAAAGCCUAAGAGCGCGUAA